This is a messenger RNA of Paracoccidioides brasiliensis Pb18, 240 nucleotides long. RefSeq lists its product as uncharacterized. The record is from RefSeq and is a predicted model, not a curated record. The transcript has a single exon. The coding region runs from base 1 to 240 and encodes 79 amino acids.
AUGCAUCCAACAGAGAAACUGUCUCUGGAUGCCAGUGCACAUAGCAGUGGUUUUCCUAUCGUCUCUAUUGUCAACGGCAUGACGGUGCAUAUCCGGUUUUCCCAGUUUGGAAGCAUUGGCUGGCAGCCGCAACAACGGCUAGCGGUGGAGCAAACACAGAUGCAGGAGGUUAUUUUGGCCCUGGCUGGGAUGAUAGAUGACUAUUCAGGUGUAAUUCCAUGUAAGAGGUGUGUGGGAUGA